This is a messenger RNA of Scomber japonicus (chub mackerel), 2051 nucleotides long. It is a transcript of the gene riox2, whose product is annotated as ribosomal oxygenase 2. The transcript has 10 exons. Gene Ontology annotation, cellular component: nucleolus. NCBI's taxonomy places the organism in Eukaryota, Metazoa, Chordata, Actinopteri, Scombriformes, Scombridae. The coding region runs from base 46 to 1464 and encodes 472 amino acids. Gene Ontology annotation, molecular function: histone H3K4 demethylase activity; histone H3K36 demethylase activity. The record is from RefSeq and is a predicted model, not a curated record.
GGGGAAUUAUAGAGGAAAAAUCGACACACUACCGGAGAGAUAACAAUGCCAAAGAAAAGCAAAAAAAAGAAUGUGACACGAAGCAAAGAUGAUGAUGAUGAACAGCUCCCUUCUAAACAAAGGAGGGUUGAGCAGAGUGACACUCCUUCCACUCUGUGCUUUGACAGCCCUGCUAGCCUGUUCGAGAGCCUCAUCCAGCCAGUAGGAACAGAACAGUUCUUCAGGGAGUACUGGGAGAAAAAACCUCUCCAUUUGCAGAGGUCUGAUAACAGAACGGCCUCUUACUACCAGUCUUUGUUCCAGCUGUCAGAUCUGCAGAGCCUGUGCUCUCAAGGUCUGCAGUACUACAGGGAUAUUAAUGUUGUUCGCUGCAUCAACGGCAAGAAAAAAGUGCUAAACAAGGAUGGGGAAGUUAAGUCCAGCAUUCUUAGUAGGAACUUGGUUCAGAAUAAGGCCACCAUCCAGUUCCACCAGCCGCAGAGGUUUAAGGAUGAGUUGUGGAGGAUCCAGGAGAAGCUGGAGUGUUUCUUUGGAGCCUUGGUGGGCUCAAAUGUCUAUAUCACACCACAGGAGUCCCAAGGCCUUCCAGCUCACUAUGAUGAUGUCGAGGUAUUUAUUCUGCAGCUGGAGGGACAGAAACGUUGGCGUCUCUACAGUCCUACUGUUCCACUGGCAGCAGAGUACAGUGUGGAGUCAGAGGAAAAGAUUGGCAGCCCAACGCAUGAUUUUAUACUGGAGGCAGGAGAUCUUCUGUACUUCCCCAGAGGAACCAUCCAUCAAGCCAACACUCCAGCAGGAGUGGACCACUCCACCCACCUGACUCUUAGCACCUACCAGAAAAUGUCAUGGGGAGAUUUGCUGUUGGACAUAUUUCCGAGCAUGCUCUGUGACAGCAGCAGGACUGAUGUCAGCCUGAGAGAGGGCAUUCACAGAAGAUUUUUACUGACUAGCAUUGAAGGCCAGGACACCAGCUGUCGUCUGGCAGCUUACCUCAGAUCUCUGGCUGAUGAAAUGGAUAAAGGGAUGCAGAAAGUCCGCUCAACUCACAUGAAGAGAGACUUCAUCAUCAAUAGACUGCCACCAUACAGCCAGCAGCAGCUGCUUACACCAUCGGGGAGUAUUCCUACCUUGGAGGAUACAGUGUGUUUAAGAUUUAAAGACCACAUGGUAAUAACUGUGGAGCCCAACCAAGAGAGAACAGAUGAGGCCACAGUACUAGUCGUCAUCGUCUUACAUUCUUUGAAGAACCAGAGGGAGAACCACAUGAUGGGUGAAAGUGGUGAUGAAGAGGAGGAACAGAACAUUUCCAGGGGUCUGCAGUUCCCUCUGUCCCACCUCCAGGCCCUGCAGCAGCUCCAGCAAGCAGAGCAGCUGGCUGUGGUCCAGCUCCAACUGCCCACACAAGAAGCCAAACUAAGUCUGGUCCUUGCCCUCUGGUGUGAGAGCCUUCUGCAUGUGUUAUAGCACAUUGCCAUGUAAAAAUAUUAUUGAAGAAUUAAAUCCACAUCUGUUGAUUAUUAUGAAUAUUUCAAGACUCUUUGCAGAAGUGUCUGAGGUUAUAUACUCUAGCUUUUUAAUGCUGUAGUGUAACCUAUGGCGUUGAUUUAGCCUCCCAAACAGGUGUGCAUUUGAACCUCACAAUUUAGUUUUUUUUUCAUGUGUGUGUGAUUUCUUUUGUGUAUAGGGUAAAGCCUUUCAAAAAUAGGAGACUGAACUUUUUAAACUGUAAUGACCAAGAUGGAGAAUAGUUUUUGACUAAAAUUAAAUGGCAUAUUCUUCUCCACAGCAUCUCCAUUUCAACUUAUACAUUCAGUAGACCAGCUUGUAAAUUGACAUAUUCUCUGUCAGAAUGUAGUCAGGUUUCCUGGUUAAUGAACUCUCUGCCUCCCAGCCAGCUGAUCCCUUAGUUUGAUUGCUUAACCAUGCCUCAUACAAUUCUAAUUGUCUCUUAACUGUAGGAAUGUGUAUUGUUCAGGUAUCUAAGUGAGUGGCAGCAGGAAUACCUGGACAUUAUGAUGUUUGUGUGACGUACUGAAUAAAGUUGAAUGAAG